Gigantopelta aegis is the source of this 1680-nucleotide messenger RNA. RefSeq lists its product as uncharacterized. The record is from RefSeq and is a predicted model, not a curated record. The coding region runs from base 441 to 1637 and encodes 398 amino acids. NCBI's taxonomy places the organism in Eukaryota, Metazoa, Mollusca, Gastropoda, Neomphalida, Peltospiridae. The transcript is spliced from 9 exons.
ACCUUUCUUUGCUAAAAAGCCUCUUUGUGUACAGCAAAAUAACUCGUAACGCAACGCGGAGUAUUUAUCGUAUGACGAAAACAUCUAUGCAUGUUUUUGGUCGUUCUCUCAGUUUGUAGGUUAGAGACCAGGUUGCUUAAUACAGGAGUUAACAUUGAUAUACACAGUUUGUUAUGUGUGGUAAUACAGCUACCAGGCCGCUACAUACAUGCAUAGUUCUGUAGUCAAGAAAUAACACAUAGGAAAUAUAGCUGAAGUGUAUCUGUAUUCGUUUACUUAACUCACCGAUACAAAGAUUGUGACUCGUCUUGUAACUCAGAUUGUGUUCACGUUCGUUAACAAACAGUUUGGAACUUGUGCUGCAGUUUCGUAUCAGCUGCCGUGUUCUGUUUCUUGAGGUACAGAGAAUUAAAUCUGAUUUAAAAAAAAAAAAAAACAGCAUGAAUUUGACUCUUCUUUUUUUGUUGGGAUUCGUUGUUUGGAGCACACUGCACGUUUUUGCAGCACAAGACCUUGAACUGUCAACGAAUUCAACGUCUCCAGUAUAUGAUCAUCAAUUCACCUUCAUCUGUACCUUCACUGGGGACAAUUUCACUUUAGGAUUUCCCAUCAAAUUUGUGCGGACUAAUAAAACAAUUUGUAAACGACAUGCAUACAAGACAAACACCCAAACAGAACGACAAUUUGCAUGUGCAAAAUAUUACAACACAACAGAUGCAUAUAUGUGUGAGUGUGAUGCAGUUUACCCAAACAAGAAGGUUUAUAGCAUAACAAUCAAGUCAUUUAAAGCAAUUGACGCAACGAAGUGGUCCUGUAUUUCUGUGAACACUAAUGACGUGAUGCGUCAUAACAGUAACGUUGUUGAUCUCUCGGAGAAGGUGACAUCUUCCCCUGCAAGUGUGACACGUGAUAUCAAUAGAUCUACAAUAAGUGCGGUGAAGAUAGCAUCUUCCUCCGAAAGUGUAACAUAUGCUGUCAAUACCACAACAGCAAGUGCGGUGAAGAUAACAUCUUCUUCUGCAAACGUAACACCUGUUAUCAAUAUCACUACAGCAAGCGCGCUGGUCAACAAUCUUCGUUCUAAUCCUGUACUAAUUCCGGCUGUUUCCGUCGCGUCUGGAGCUGUGAUUGUAUUGGUCAUAAUUGUUGUGACCGUUUAUAUCAUCAAGAAAAGGAGAAACUCAAGACAACACGGAACUACGGAUAUUAAGAAUGAUGGACAAAAUUACGCAGAACGAAACAACAGACAGGAAAGAAAAGAGCCAGUGAUGAAGGACAAUGAAUUAUAUUUCAUGUCGAGAGAUUCUUCAAAACACAGAAGGAAACCAGUAAUGAUAGACAACGAUAUUUAUAAUCUCGGAAAUGAGGAUGAAGAAUUACACGUUAAACCCGAAGACGUCGGAAUUAUAUGUACUCAGUCAUAUAAUAAAGGAGGCAAAGCUAAAGGAGACCCUCUUCAAAAACUCACAGACGAGGAAAUAAGCGCCAUGUAUGCAGUUGUCAAAAAGGACACGAAGUCUGUGGCGGAUACCAAGAGCAAGGAUAGGCGGACCAACGAGAAACGAGAAGACAACGAGUUGGCAGAAGAUAUGUCAGACAUUUAUACACAAGUGAAUAAAAAUAAAACGAAGAACUAGAAGUAAACUAACUCGGAGCAGGGCAGGAUUCAGACCUGGGGGG